AUGCGCUCGUUAAAUCCACUAAUAAUUGCCUGCCUCUUUUUUUUUGGCACAGGUGCUUUGGCACUGAACCUCACUGGCGAAACAGCGCUGCUUGAUGCCGCGCCCACAACGACCAACCGGCGACACGCCACGGCCGUGACGUUCGGCGAACUAGGCGUCUUCGAUUUCCGCGGCAACGGCCACGCCCGCGUCGCGCUCUCUCUCGGCGCCUUCUCCUCCGAAAAAAAGGACACCCCCGCGGACAAGCGCCUACGCUCUGCGCUUUCCACAGGAAGCACAGAAAACACAAGCAACUCAGCAUUGGCCAGCCGCCAGGCAGCUCAGGGGCAGAGUCCGGUGCGCACCACAGAGUCGGUGGAGCUGGACCACGUGUAUUUGAUAUUUGCCAAAGCACGUGCAGUGAAUAACUUUGUCGCUCGACUGCAUACUGCCCAUAAAAGGGAGAAUGGUCAGAGAGUGGUGGGGCAGAGGGGGGCGGAUGACGAGACGGCAGCGCUGAUGUUGUGCUCGGAUGUCGGAAGCUGGCUGGAGAGCGAGUUUGUCGCGCCCAUAUCGGCGCUACGCCGGCCUGCAAAAAAGACAAAAGAGGCAAGUGAUGCAAAUGAGGCAAAGGAGGCGGCGGCUGUGGAGGAAGAGGACAGGCCGAAGAUCUCGUUCAUUGCUGCGGCCACCGGACAUCCGACGCUGGUGGCGGACGGGCUGCCAAGGGUAACCAAAGUCACGGGCAUGCAGAGGCGUGGCGCGACACCGACCCCGGAAUCAACAAGCAAUUCAGAAUCAGCAACAACAGCAAGACCCCGGCCCAGCGCCGAUGCGCCGCCGCUGCUGCUGGGCGCUGAUUCCACAGCCAACGACGUUUUCCUGGUCGAGUACGAGUGGGAGUGGCUGGUGCAGCACGGCGGCGAGUACGCGGUGGUGAUAGCCAACUGCGCAGCAACAACAAUGCAGUUCAAGUACAAUCUGAUCAUGGCCAACCGCGGGCUCGACGGGCAAUGGACGAACCUGCCAGCGGGGUGGAUUCCCGUCCAGCGCGUUCUCCCGGCAGUCAGCCACACGCUCUGGGCACUAUCGCUUGCAUUAUGGGCUGUGGCCGCCGUGCACGCGCAUGUGCGGCGGCGGGUGCGGCCGGUGUUAGCAGCGGUGGUGGGGUUUGUGCCGGUGCUGCGGCUGCUCAGCAGCCUGGCGGACCAGAGCCGGAUGCGCGUGUGGGGCGCCGGCGCGUACGAGGUGACAAUGGUGGCGGUGUCCACCAGUCUGGUGGACGCAUUGGCUGACGGCACGCAGCUGCUGGCGCUUCUGGCGCUGUCGAAGGGCUGGGGCGUAGUGCGCGCAAGGCUGGCUGGCACGGAGAAGCGGCUGGUGCCUGGGCUGGUGGUUUUCGUUGGCGUCGCUACGCUGUAUGACGGCGCAACAAGGGGCGGCGGCGUACUGGCCGUUGGUGUGCUGCAGAUGGCUGCUGCGUGGUAUGCAUGUGCGAGCAUGGCGCAUACGCGGCGCGCACACGCGGUGCAGACUCUGAGGCUGGUCAGCCGCAAUGAGACGGCGCUGGCGCGGUGGUGGGCGACGCAGGCCCAGGCGCAGCAGGGCAGCGGCAGUGGCAGUGCAGCCAGCAACCAGGCGCAGCAGCUGGGCUGGGCGCCGGCCGUGGCGCUGCAGCGGCUGGCGGCAUGCAGCUGGGCGUGCGUAGCAGCGGAGUCAGCCUCGGCCGAGCGCAGUCGCUUAGCGCUGGUAUGGAGCGCUGUGCGCAAGGAGCGGCUGCUUCGGCGGGUGCACCGGGUGGCGCUGCCGCUGCAGUGCGUAGAUGUCGGUGUUUUGCUGGCAAGCAGCUUCGCUGUGCCACCGCAUCGCGCGUUUGUUGGGCUGCUGUUGGUGCAGGCGGCGCACUGGGCGGCCUUUAUGGCAGUGUUUCUGGUGCUGGCGCUGGAUGGGCUGGAGCUGCCUGAUGUGCUGUUGCCGCCGCUGCCGGCGAUUGCUGCGCGCAGGUCCAUUCCGCUGCCCCCGACUCAGACGCGUGCGGCGGCUGCUGUGUCGCAUCGCCCGAUGCCGCCGCUGGGCCACCUGCGCCUGCUCCGGAGCGCAACGCCGUUUGCCGCCACCGGCUAG
Kickxella alabastrina is the source of this 2103-nucleotide messenger RNA. RefSeq lists its product as uncharacterized. Lineage: Eukaryota; Fungi; Kickxellomycota; Kickxellomycetes; Kickxellales; Kickxellaceae. The transcript has a single exon. The record is from RefSeq and is a predicted model, not a curated record. Bases 1 to 2103 code for a protein of 700 amino acids.